AUGACUGCUCUAUCUCCAACUUGUGAAGCAACCAGCAAAGACAUCGUCAUGCAUCUAACCAGCGAAGAACUCGAAAAGCACAACAGCAAGGACUCCUGCUGGGUGGCGAUCCACGGCUCCGUCUACGAUGUAACAGACUUCCUAGAGUCUCACCCAGGCGGGUCAAAGGUCAUCCUGCGAUGCGCCGGAAAAGACGCAACAGCAGACUUCGACUCCGUGCACGACAUCGAACUGCUAACACAGACAUUACCGCCGUCGUCGCUGCGAGGGACAAUACAACCCGGAUCUGUCUCUGCUGCCAACAGGCAACACCCCACAGCAAAAAGCAACGAGGUACAGGUACCGGUCCUAACCAGCCUAAUAAACCUGCACGACUUCGAAACCAUCGCCCAAACCCAUCUCAGCCCAAACGCCUGGGCAUAUAUCUCCUCCGGCGCCGAAGACGAACUCACCAAGCGCCAAAACGCAAAAGCAUUCCAGAAGAUCGCCCUGCGCCCCCGGAUUCUGCGCCGUAUUCCUGCGGUGGAUACCUCGGCCACUAUCCUGGGUAAGGCAGUCUCGCUUCCAGUCUACAUGAGCGCCGUGGGGAUAGCCAAGUACGCGCAUCCCGAUGGCGAGUGUGCGCUUUCAGCCGCGGCGGGACAUGAGGGACUGGCGCAGGUUCUUGCAAAUGGGUCGAGUUUUCCUAUUGAGCGGGUGAUGGAGGCGAGGACGGACCCUGGACCUGGACAGCCUGUGUUCCAGCAGCUGUACGUGAAUCGGGAGAUUGGGAAGUCGGAGGAGAUUGUGAGGCGGGCGGAGAGGGCUGGGGCUGGGGCGAUUUGGGUUACGGUUGAUUCGCCGGUCGUGGGGAAGAGGGAGAUGGAUGAGCGGUUGAAUGUUGAAAUGGAUUCUGGCCAAGGCGUUGCAAAGACAAUGGCCAGUUUUAUAUCCCCGUUCAUCGACUGGGAGAUCCUCACCUGGCUCCGAGGGCUGACGGGCCUUCCUAUCGUCAUUAAAGGCAUCCAGUGUGUUGAGGACGCAGUUCUUGCGUAUGAGCAUGGUGUCCAGGGGAUUGUUCUCUCCAACCAUGGCGGGCGCUCACAGGAUACAGCCCAAGCACCGCUUCUCACCCUGCUCGAGAUCCGACGGUACGCGGCAUAUCUAAUUGACAGUCCAAUGGAAAUCUACAUAGACGGAGGUAUUCGGCGUGGUACGGACGUGUUGAAGGCUAUUGCUUUGGGUGCUACUGCCGUUGGGCUUGGACGACCUCUGCUAUACAGCCUUGCAGCUGGGUAUGGGGAGCAGGGUGUGCGCCGGGCUAUCAAUAUCCUGAGACUGGAAAUCGAGGCGAACAUGACGUUUCUUGGGGUGACGAGUCUGAAGGAGUUAGGGCCACAUCUGCUGAACACAUCUCGACUGGAGAGAGACGUUGUUGGCUCAGUGAAGCUAUAA
Molecule: messenger RNA, 1434 nt
Organism: Aspergillus puulaauensis
Lineage: Eukaryota; Fungi; Ascomycota; Eurotiomycetes; Eurotiales; Aspergillaceae
Product: FMN-dependent alpha-hydroxy acid dehydrogenase
Exons: 4
Coding region: 1-1434 (477 amino acids)
Molecular function (GO): oxidoreductase activity; heme binding
Source: RefSeq, a predicted model, not a curated record